AUGUUAAUAAGCAGUAAAUUGGGUGUAUGCUUAGGUUCAAUAGAAUUCUCGUGUGACCAAAACUCAACCACAGAAACCUAUUACAAAGACAACGAUUGUAAUGGUAAAACCAACUCAGUGUCAUUUAACAACAAUGUCUGCAAUAAAAAUGGUGAAUAUACAACUUGCACAUCAGACCCCAAACCAAAUAUACCAGCAAACUCAUAUGUAAUGGGAGUUUAUCCAAAUACUGUUUUAAAAUGUUAUGAUGAAACAAAAAUUAUACAAUAUAACACAAUUCCUUUAAAUGUAUGUAGUUUUGGUAUCAUCUACACAUGUACAUCAAAAUCAUUAAUAGUAAAAAAAUACUCUGAUGAUAAAUGUUCAAACUAUACAAGUAAAUCAGAAGAGCCAUUGGGAUGUGUUCAUAAUAAUCCAUUUUAUAGAACUAUCUAUUCAUUCUGUACAUAA
Dictyostelium purpureum is the source of this 450-nucleotide messenger RNA. RefSeq lists its product as uncharacterized. The transcript has a single exon. NCBI's taxonomy places the organism in Eukaryota, Evosea, Eumycetozoa, Dictyosteliales, Dictyosteliaceae. The record is from RefSeq and is a predicted model, not a curated record. Bases 1 to 450 code for a protein of 149 amino acids.